Molecule: messenger RNA, 588 nt
Organism: Mytilus trossulus (common blue mussel)
Lineage: Eukaryota; Metazoa; Mollusca; Bivalvia; Mytilida; Mytilidae
Exons: 5
Coding region: 121-579 (152 amino acids)
Source: RefSeq, a predicted model, not a curated record
AGCAUGGCGUGUAGGUGUGAGUUCGUCAAUACUUAUCAUAAUAGGUGCUCCAUUUAUAAGUUGAUUCGUUAGGGCACAGGCACACUAAUCUUCAACUCUUUAGGAAUUAAGGACAAAACAAUGAAAAUGUACUCGCUAUCAGUGUUCUUGUUAGUGAUCAUCACUACUGUAGUAGUAUCAGAAGCAUGCGACUGUACAAAAACAUCAUUGAAAACAGUGCUUAAAGACAACGACUCAUUUUUAAUCAAAGGAAAAGUUCUGAACUCUGCAGAAUGGUUUACAGGAUUGAAUAUUGAUUUUGAUAUCGAACAAGACUAUAAAAACAACAUGAAAGAUAUAAAUGGUACUCCUCGUAAACAAGUCGUUUUAUUGUCACCAGUUAUUCAGAUGCAUUGUGGCAUAAGUCUCGAAGUUAACAAAUGUUAUCUGAUAUCGGGUAAACUUCAGCGUGAGACACAUGACAUUUAUUACAGAGUGAACUCUUGUGAGCUUCUGGUGGAAUGUAAGAAAGCCAGAAAACUGAAGAGAAUGGAGAAAAAAGUUAAAAUUUACCAGGCUUUAGCUAAGCUAGCAGGUUGAAAUAUAGUU